AUGCAGACGCACCGGGGUGGAAGUGGAACGGAGCACAUUGCGCACGCUCUGGUCAUUGGCGCUUUCUCGCUCAUCGGCGUCAUCUUCGUCCCAAUUGGCCUCGCCUCGCUGGCUGCAUCACAGAAUACUGUUGAGUUGAUAGAUCGAUAUGAUGCCGAGUGCGUAUCCGCGAACGACAAGGUCGGGUUCAUUCAGGAUACCAAGACUGACAAAGCGUGCACAAGAAAGAUCACUGUGCCAAAGCCAAUGAAAGGGCCGAUACACAUAUACUAUCAGCUUGAAAAUUUCUAUCAGAAUCAUCGCCGGUACGUGAAGAGUCGUAACGACAAGCAGUUGCUGUACAAGGAUGCUGCGAGCACGAUAACAAACUGUGAGCCUGAAGCCACCAGUGAAGACGGCGGCGCGCCCAUCGUGCCCUGCGGUCUCAUCGCUUGGAGCUUGUUCAACGACACCUACUCCUUCUCUCUCAACAAGAAGGCCGUCGAGGUGAACAAGAAGAACAUUGCCUGGGACAGCGACAAGAACAAAAAGUUUGGCAGCGAUGUCUUCCCCAGCAAUUUCCAGAAAGGGGGACUGAUCGGCGGUGCUAAACUGAACGAGAAAAUACCACUGAGUGAGCAGGAGGACCUCAUUGUCUGGAUGAGAACCGCGGCCCUCCCGACGUUCAGGAAGCUGUACGGCAGGAUCGAGUCGGACAUAAUGGCGAGCGACGAGAUCACGGUGGUGAUCCAGAACAACUACAACACGUACAGCUUCGGGGGCACGAAGGCGCUGGUGCUGUCCACCACGUCGUGGAUCGGCGGCAGGAACAACUUCAUCGGCGUCGCGUACGUCGCCAUCGGCGGCAUCUGCCUCUUCCUCGCCAUGGGCUUCGUCAUCCUCUACGUGAUUAAGCCAAGGGCCCUUGGAGACCCUAACUACUUGUCAUGGAACAAAGAAAACCCAGACCAUCCCAACUGA
Molecule: messenger RNA, 960 nt
Organism: Miscanthus lutarioriparius
Lineage: Eukaryota; Viridiplantae; Streptophyta; Magnoliopsida; Poales; Poaceae
Source: the annotation of a GenBank genome assembly